AUGCCAUAUCCUACCCUAUCCCCCCCCUACCAACUUCCCACUCGUCAACCCAAUAACCACCCAACCCCCUCCCACCACAACCCACACACCCUUUCCCCCCAAACCAACAACCCACCCCAUCCACACCCCACCCCCCCCGCACCUAUCAACCCCCCUCACCACCCAACCCCUACCUCCCUCACCCAGCCCCAAUAUUUUCACCCCAUCCAAUUACCCAAAUCAUCCUAUACCCCCCUCUCCACAUACUCUACCCCCCAAACCCACACCCCUCAAAUCCCCCCACCACCCCCUCCCCACUCCGCCAACCCAAUCAACAAACACGUACCGAACCUAUCACCCAAAUCCCCAACAACUCCCCUCCACCACAACACAAACCACUACUCCUCCUCAUCAAAUCCCUCUCUUUUCAAUCUACAAUAA
Homalodisca vitripennis (glassy-winged sharpshooter) is the source of this 420-nucleotide messenger RNA. Its product is annotated as vegetative cell wall protein gp1-like. The transcript has a single exon. Lineage: Eukaryota; Metazoa; Arthropoda; Insecta; Hemiptera; Cicadellidae. Bases 1 to 420 code for a protein of 139 amino acids. The record is from RefSeq and is a predicted model, not a curated record.